AUGCAACAAGCUGCGUCGGGCUCGACUGUACCCAAGGAUGUCGUGGCGAUCUUCCAUGCUUCGUUCCAUCCUACCCAGGGCAACACUGUAGACUGGUCCGCCAAAGCUAAUGACGACUUGAAUCUGGAUGGCGUUGAGUUUUGCGUACUCCCCUCUGGUCUGCACACCGUCGACCGCGACGUCAUUUACUUCACCCAUGCUGGCCACCCAGGCAUUUGCGUCUUCAACCGCCGCGCAACCGAAGCGCACGGACACCGUGGUUUCCGACUUGCAUCCCUGGCUCUCUUACUGGCGCCUUCGGCCCGCCCGCGACCAUGGCGACACCUCGCCGCUCUAUCGGGCUUAGCUGACGCAAUCUACGCUGGAGCGGAGGACGGUGACAUGGAUACGCUUUCAGAGGCACAAUGGGAGCCUGCACGUGCGUUCUUUGAGGAACGUAGGCAUGCCGACGAGGAGAGAAAGUGGAACGGGUGGGAAGAGGAGCUGAGGGACUGUGGAGAGGAGGAUCCGGCUCUAGCGUUACCCACGCUUCUGCGUACACUUGGCCCGUCGAGCAUUGCGCUCUACAAGCAUAUUCUGGGCCGCCAACGAGUGUUAUUUUACACGGCCCCACCUGUGGCCCGUGCGGGCGCUCUAUGCAGGGCCGCGGCCGACAUGGCUAUGCGUCUGCAACUGUCCCCGCCAUCCCAUCUCGAGCUAUCCCCUAAAGCGAAGGAUGGCGUACCUCUGAUUGGAAUGGUCACAUUGCAUGAUCUAGAUAGGUUGGAGAAGACAACGGGCGAAGGAAGGGGUUGGAUCGCGUGCACAACAGACGCUCUCUUCCUAGAGAGGCCACAGUACUACGACUUGGUCGUGGACUUGACACCAAAGAGUGGAACGCGACCGGCACUCUUCGUGUCAAGACCUAUUCCAGGCGCACCGCCCAGGGGCUCGACGCAUAGGCUGCAGACCACACGAUUCACUUGGAGUGAUGUUCGAUUAUGGACAGAACUCGAACGCAUCCUGUCUCUCGACGCGGAAGCUUUCCACUCCGCACAUUGUCCGGACCCCUCGCACCCAAGCUCGUCAUCCUCUUCUCCAUCAAACUCGCAAUGGUCCUCUCCGCCGCCUUCGGCUCCUCAACUCCGCUGGGCCGACACGUGGCGAGUCUAUGAAGAUGUAUGCGUCCUCUGUGCCGGGAUAUGGAACCGCUCUCGCGACUGGUCUGCAGCAGACGACGGUGCUGUGCGUCUCGAAGGACCAGACGAACUGGGCGUACCCGAUGGGGCCGAGGCAGACGCGGUAGAACUCGACACAGGGCCACGGCCUAGAAAAACGCGAAACACGGCGCUGAAGAGGGCGAGCGGGAUGAUUGCUAGCCGGACAAGCCAAAUCGGACGUCCUAGUACCGGUAGUAAGGCGGGAACAUCGACCACGACGUUCGAACUUGUGGAAAACGAGGAAGGGUUGGAUGAUGACGGGCUCAGCCCGCGGGCGAGGACAUCAUUGGCUCUUUUGAGGGUAGUGCAUGCGCAUGCUGCGUUACUACUCGCGCGUCUUGCGAGGGCUUUGCCGCCGACUGAGGAGAGGGGUUCGAGGGUCAUGUUGCCUGCCAGCGCGCUCUCGGCGCUGGAAUUAGGGGUACUGUCGGGCUCGGAUGCUCGAUUCGUAGCCUGGCUAGGCAGGGAGUGGGCUGGGUGCGAGGUCGGCGUGAGGAGAGGGUGGAGGGAUAUAGCUGGUUGGAUGUUUGGCUUUGGCAUGAUUGGCGCAUGA
Messenger RNA from Peniophora sp. CBMAI 1063, 1752 nucleotides. Lineage: Eukaryota; Fungi; Basidiomycota; Agaricomycetes; Russulales; Peniophoraceae. The record is from the annotation of a GenBank genome assembly.